AUGUUGAGUAACCUCAGCAGGAAAUUUUGGCGGCUCUGCUCAAGAAUCCGGUGGUGGAUAUGGAGGCGCCCGAGGCCGAAAGUCAUCAUCAGGAGGUUUGGAAAGCUGAAUCCUAAAGGCCAGCAGCCUAGAGAAAAAUUGGGCACUAAACCUUCAAGAACUCAUCGAAAUGGCCUAGUGGAUGGUGCUUCUGCACAAAGGCCUAUUCGUGUUGCCACAUUCAAUGCAGCCUUGUUCUCCCUUGCACCAGCAGUCCCAAAGCCUGAUCAAUCAGUUGUUUUCAUUGAAGAAGAUGAAGAUUAUUCGAAAUUCCAUGGUCUAGUUAAGUCUCCGAAUCAUUAUCCCAAGAGCAUACUUAAGCAAUCUCCAUUACAUCCUACAAUCAAUGGUCUUGAUCAAAUUCUCCCACAGACUGAGCUCACGAAACCAAAGUUAAAAGUAUCGAUAAAUCUUCCUGAUAAUGAAAUCUCAUUAGCACACAAUAAGGUUCCUAAAAUUGUGGAAGAUGACUCAAGCAAGAUUAUCAGAGCAAAUAGAAGCCUAGCUCCAGUGAGGUCCCCAUUAUGCUUCCCUGCUGGCAUGAAUAAUUCGAUGAAUGAUGGGUGUUGCGUGGGACGUCGAACCAUUCUUGAUGUGCUUAGAGAGGUGGAUGCUGAUAUUUUGGCUUUACAAGAUGUGAAAGCUGAGGAAGAGAAGAACAUGAAGGCUUUAUCUGAUUUGGCUGAUGCUUUAGGGAUGAAUUAUGUGUUUGCAGAGAGCUGGGCUCCUGAGUAUGGGAAUGCCAUUUUGUCCAAAUGGCCAAUUAAGAGGUGGAAAGCUCAGAAAAUUUUUGAUGACAAGGAUUUCAGGAAUGUGUUGAAGGCUACUAUUGAUGUGCCAUGGGCAGGGGAAAUCAACUUCUACUGCACCCAACUAGACCAUCUAGAUGAGAAUUGGAGGAUGAAGCAGAUUAAUGCAAUAAUCCAAUCAACUGAUCAUCCCCACAUCUUGGCAGGAGGUCUCAAUUCUCUUGAUGGAUCAGAUUACUCAUCAGAGAGAUGGACAGAGAUAGUGAGGUAUUUUGAGGAGAUAGGAAAGCCAACACCAAAAGUUGAACUCAUGAACUUCUUGAAGGGAAAAGAGUACACAGAUGCAAAAAACUUUGCUGGCGAAUUCGAGCCAGUGGUGAUCAUUGCCAAAGGCCAAAAUGUGCAGGGGACAUGCAAGUAUGGUACAAGAGUAGAUUACAUUCUGGCUUCAUCAGAUUCUCCAUACAAGUUCAUUCCUGGAUCAUACUCAGUAAUUUCAUCCAAAGGCACUUCUGACCACCACAUUGUUAAGGCUGAUAUAGUGAAAAUUCCGGCCAGCAGACGACGGAAUGUCAGCAGACAGAAGAAACUGAAACAGAAGGCUUCUAUCUUUAUGAUCACAGACCACAAGGGUCACUUGCAAGCAUUUUGCCCAUCCUCUGGUUGA
Molecule: messenger RNA, 1455 nt
Organism: Ilex paraguariensis (yerba mate)
Lineage: Eukaryota; Viridiplantae; Streptophyta; Magnoliopsida; Aquifoliales; Aquifoliaceae
Source: the annotation of a GenBank genome assembly